Messenger RNA from Coregonus clupeaformis (lake whitefish), 3206 nucleotides. Its product is annotated as proteoglycan 4-like. The record is from RefSeq and is a predicted model, not a curated record. The transcript is spliced from 12 exons. Gene Ontology annotation, biological process: binding of sperm to zona pellucida; prevention of polyspermy. Lineage: Eukaryota; Metazoa; Chordata; Actinopteri; Salmoniformes; Salmonidae. The coding region runs from base 1 to 2805 and encodes 934 amino acids. Gene Ontology annotation, cellular component: egg coat. Gene Ontology annotation, molecular function: structural constituent of egg coat; acrosin binding.
AUGGACAGGAGGACCAGGAGAGGACCUGCAGCUCUCUGCUGUGUGCCAGAGGAGAGGUCUGCUGCUCUGCAGGAUGCUGCCAGGAUGGGGGCCAACAACGCAGCAUGGGAGGCAAUCUGUGUGCGGGAGAUCUUCACCUCCUACUUCUUCGAAGAGGGUGCUUUGGACGAGGAGAGGAAGCAGCUGGCCAGACACCUGCCACUGACAGGGAAGUCUAGCCACGCGCCACAGAAGCCGUCCAUCUCCACCGCCCCCAGUAGAUCGGGAUCUACGGCAAGGCGUCGUGCCCGGCGUCAGGCGUCGGCCUCGAGCAGCAGGCGAGUGGGCCCCGCCCCCCCAGCGGCACCUGAGGCUCCGACGAUUCCGCCGGCGAGAGAGGUGAUAAGAGCGUCGACCUGGCAGCACCCAAAGGAUGCACAGCCUAACUUGAGGUUUCCUCCAUACAACAACCCCCAACCCCACGAUACAGCCUCUAAGCCUAGGCAGCCACAAUGGCCAGAGCCCCAGUGGCCACAGCAGCAGACUCCCCACAGGCCAGAUUCCCAGGGGCCACAGCAGCAGACUCCCCAGUGGCCACAGCUGCAGACUCAUCAGAGGCCAGAGCCCCAGUGGCCACAGCAGCAGACUCCCCACAGGCCAGAUUCCCAGGGGCCACAGCAGCAGACUCCCCAGUGGCCACAGCUGCAGACUCCUCAGAGGCCAGAGCUCCAUUGGCGACAGCUGCAGACUCCUCAGAGGCCAGAACCCCAGGGGCCACAGCUGCAAACUCCCCAGAAGCCAGAACCCCAGGGGCCACAGCUGCAGACUCCUCAGAGGCCACAGCCCCAGAAGCCACAGCUGCAGACUCCCCAGAGACCAGAGCCCCAGGGGCCACAGCAGCUGAAUCCCCAGAGGCCAGAGUCCCAGGGGCCACAGCUGCAGACUCCCCAGAGGCCAGAGCCCCAGGCGUUACCUAUGCAGACUCAGAGGCCAGAGUCCCAGGGGCCACAGCUGCAGACUGCUCAGAGACCAGAACCCCAGAGGCCACAGCAGCAGACUCCCCAGAGGCCAGAGCCCCAGAGACCACAGCAGCAGACUCCCCAGAGACCAGAGCCCCAGAGGCCACAGCAGCAGACUCCCCAGAGGCCAGAGCCCCAGAGACCACAGCAGCAGACUCCCCAGUGGCCACAGCAACCAGAGCCCCAGAGGCCACAGCAGCAGACUCCCCAGUGGCCACAGCAGCAGACUCCUCAGAGGCCAGAGAUCCAGGGGCCACAGCUGCAGACUCCCCAGAGACCAGAGCCCCAGAGCCCACAGCUGCAGACUCCUCAGAGGCCAGAGACCCAGGGGCCACAGCUGCAGACUCCCCAGAGGCCAGAGCCCCAGGGGCCACAGCUACAGACUCCCCAGAGACCAGAGCCCCAGAAGCCACAGCAGCAGAUUCCCCAGUGGCCACAGCAGCAGACUCCUCAGAGGCCAGAGACCCAGGGGCCACAGCUGCCGACUCCCCAGAGGCCAGAGCCCCAGGGGCCACAGCUACAGACUCCCCAGAGACCAGAGCCCCAGAGGCCACAGCAGCAAACUUCCCAGUGGCCACAGCUGCAGACUCCCCAGAGGCCAGAGCCCCAGUGGCCACAGCUGCAGACUCCCCAGAGGCCAGAGCCCCAGUGGCCACAGCUGCAGACUCCCCAGAGGCCAGAGCCCCAGUGGCCACAACUGCAGACUCCCCAGAGGCCAGAGCCCCAAUGUCAAGUAGAGGCUCAGUAUAAAGUGCAAUGUGGAACCCCUGAUAUUACUCAGGCUCAAUGUCAGGCUAUCGACUGCUGCUUCAAUGGACAGCAGUGCUACUAUGGGAAGGCAGUGACUGUGCAGUGUACCAGGGAUGCUCAGUUUGUGGUGGUGGUGGCCAGGGAUGCCACUUGGCCCAAAAUAGACAUUGAUUCCAUCAGUCUGUUGGGGGGAAAUGACAGCCCCUGCAGUCCUGUUGGCAUCACUUCAGCCUUCGCCAUAUACCAGUUCCCUGUCACUGCCUGUGGCACCACUCUGAAGGAGGAAAGUGGUUAUAUGGUUUAUGAGAACAGGAUGGCGUCUUCCUAUAAAGUGGGGAUGGGACCUCGAGGCUCUAUCACCAGGGACAGCCAUUUUGACCUGCUGUUCCAGUGUAAGUACUCUGCCACUGCGGUGAAGGCUUUGGUUAUUGAGGUGAACACUGUUCCUGCACCCGCUCCUGUUGCUGCUCUGGGACCCCUCAGAGUGGAACUCAGACUGGCCAAAGGAACAUGCGACACCAAGGGAUGCAAUGACGAGUCCAGAGCCUUCACAUUGUAUUACACUGAAGAAGACUACCCUCUCACUAAAGUCCUGAGGCAGCCUUUGUAUGUUGAGGUGCGCAUCCUGGAGAGGAAGGAUCCCAACCUGGUCCUGAUGCUGGAGCACUGCUGGACCACCUCUGCCCCCAGCCCUGUCAGCAUGCCCCAGUGGGAUCUCCUCAUUGAAGAAUGUUCCUACCAGAAUGAUAAUUACCUGACUACCAUGGUCCCUGUGGAAGGUUCCUCUGGCCUUCUGUACCCCAACCACUACAAACGCUUCACCCUCGAGAUGUUCACCUUUGUGGACCACACUCUGUCUCCCCAGAAAGAUCGGAUUUUCAUCCACUGUAGUACAUCUGUGUGCUACCCUACUCCAGGGGUCUCCUGUGAACCGAAAUGCAACAGGCAAAGGAGAGAUGUUGCUGCUGCUCAGAGGAAGACUAUACAGACUGCUGUGGUCUCCAGUGGAGAAGUGGUCCUGGUUGACAAAAAGCCUGUCUACCCUUCAGACCACUAAUACAACCAGCUACAGUUUGUAAUGGGGAAUGAAAUAAUGUACUCUGUACUUCCAUACCCGUUACAGCAGAGGUUUUGAAAAGCACCAGCAGUCAUUUUUCUUGCCGAUACUUUCUUCGUUCUUGAUUUGGAAGAAACUUGUCUCUUAUAAAUGUAUAUGUGUCCAGUUGCAGGUGGUACUCCAAAAAUCUAAGAAUAUUCAGAAAGAAAUUAAAUCCACCUUUUGCACCAAGUGAGGAGUUACUUCGCCAUUUUAGCUGCCAGACAUCUUGCAUUUCCCAACAUCUUUGUAGGAACUAGUCGUUUCUAUGUGACGUGGCCGCGGCUGACAGCAUGUCACACAGUGCGACCAAAACAAAGAUCUACACACAUGCAAGAGGCAUUUCUCAAUCUAUACAAAAC